Messenger RNA from Phytophthora infestans T30-4, 2664 nucleotides. RefSeq names its product transglutaminase elicitor, putative. The transcript is spliced from 2 exons. Gene Ontology annotation, molecular function: aminoacyltransferase activity. Lineage: Eukaryota; Oomycota; Peronosporomycetes; Peronosporales; Peronosporaceae. Bases 1 to 2664 code for a protein of 887 amino acids. The record is from RefSeq and is a predicted model, not a curated record.
AUGGUGUACAAGCUGCGCCGCUACCUCAUCUCGGCGGCCGCUGCCCUGGUGGCCAUGCAGAUGCAACAGGUAUCGUGCACGUCGCUCUUCUAUGACCCUGUGACUUCGGCCAACACCACGGACGAGAUCAGCAGCAAAUUCCCGGCUCGUGGCGGACAAGUCACCGACCAGGACUGCGCCAUCACUGUGGAGGUUGACCCCACGCUACCCGAUAUCACUACCAUCUCGACUGUAACUGUGACCUACACGGAGCUACUGGCCAACACCAGCACGGCCCCUACCGAGGCCGUCUCCACUUUGGUGGGCAAGGCGGUCCUGUGCGAGACCAUCCCAGCUACAGACGCUAACCAGGAUGCGUACACGACGACAACCACCACUUCCACCUCGACGUCCACCACGCAGUCGACCCAGUCGUCCACCACGUCGUCCUCGGGGGGUAAGACGACGCACACCAAAAGCGGCACAACCGUUUCUCAGACGUCCACUUCGACGUCUACCACAACGUCCACCAAGACGGGUAUCAACAUCAACCCGUCCGCUUCCAGCAGUGUCGCUGGUUCUUCGGCCGAGGAGACCACGUCGACCACGAAGACAGGUGUCACAACAGCUCCUUCCACGUCGUCAAGUAGUAUGGCUGGGUCUUUGGCUGAAGAAACUAACCUGACUAUCUCACCGUCCACCAAGACCGGUGUCACGACUGCCCCUACCACUUCGACCAGCGUUGCUGGAUCGUCCAAUGUUGAAACCACCGCUACUGCCUCGCCUCCCAAGACUGGCGUGACGACUACGACUGCAGCUCCGAGUGCUGAUGAGACUUCCUCCUCCACAAACAUUGAAGUUACAACGGCGCCGACAGCUCCUUCCACGUCAUACAGCAGCGUGGCUGGUUCCUCGACGGAGGACGCUAAAUCGACCUCCGCACCGUCAACCAAGACGGGGGUCACGUCGGCACCGACUACUUCGCUCGACGUUGCUGGUUCAUCCGAUGUCGAGACAAGCGCCACGGCCUCGCCGACCAAAACUGGCGUAGUCACCCCGCCCACUGCCCCAAGCGUGGAUGACGCCUCUAAGGAGGAACCCAACUGCGCCACUGGCUGGGAAGAAGAAAGCAGUCGCAAGUUGCGUCACUCGCCCAUGUCCGGCCGCAGACUAGAGGAGAAGUUCGAGAAGAAACGUCAGCUCGAGGCCAACACCAACAAAGACAUCGCCAAGCUGGAGGCCUACUUCGGUACGUCCAUGGAGUCGACUCUCGCCCAUCUGCCCACCGUGGGUGUCCACACUCCGUCGCCGUGGCCCGGUCCGUACUGGCCCACGUACCAGGACAGUAUCAACGUUAUCUGGAGUGCCGGCGAACCGAGUCCCGCCGAAAAAUACGCCACGGCCUUCGGCCUGGACGUGGACGACUUCAUGAACAAGGUAUCGGCUGACAACGGUGUCGAUUCGAUGAGCAGCCGCACGGUUUGCUCUUCCGACAGUGACUGCUCGUCGCUCACGGACGGCAGCUCGUGCGCCAUCCGUGCGGGUAAAAGUUCUGGCUACUGUAUUCCUACCUGGUUCGGCAUCUGCCACGCGUGGGCACCUGCUGCCAUGAUCGAGGAAGAACCAAAGUGUGCAGUGACGCACAACGGAGUGACGUUCCAGCCUAUGGACCUUAAGGCAUUGAUCUCGGACGUCUACGAUGGCGCAUCGGUAUCGACGGUGUUCACCGGCACCCGCUUCAAUGGCGGCACCGACUCGACGGACGAGUACGGCCGUCACUCGAGUGAUGCGUACCGUGACUUGAACCCUGCGUACUUCCACAUUGCCGCGUCCAAUUUGCUCGGUAAACUGAACGCCACCUUCGUCGCUGAUGUCACGGCCGGUGCGGAGGUUUGGAACCAGCCGGUACGUGGAUUCAAGGUGUACGAGCAGACGGAGAUGACUCUGGAGGAGGCAGCGCAGACAUUCUACGGCCUUGAGGAGUAUCCGUGGAACGCUGCAGCCAAGAGCAUCGUGUACGUCAAGACGCGUUUGUCGUGGAUCUUCGAGACAUACACGGAUGGCGGUCUAGUGUCUUCGGGAAAAGGUGGACUCGUACACGACAGGUGCCUACUACACGUACCUGCUGGAGAUGGACGACGACGGAGCAAUCAUCGGCGCAUCGGUUUGAGCUACGGUGAUGUGGCGAUGCUUCUCGAGAAGUCUGUGGCUUGCACGGGCUCAUCAUCGGGCUCGGUAGACGCCGGCUCGUCGGUCUCUGCUUCGGCUUCAGCGUCCGCUUCGACCUUGGGCUCGGUUGGCGCCUCAACCUCCGGCUCGACUGCUUCUUUGAGCCUCCCCGGCUCGGACUCGACGGGUUCGGCUCCGUUCACUAGCUCUGGUACGUCGAGCACGGGUAGCGAGGAUGCCGCUACGGUCGUCCCUGUGACCGAGGCUCCCGUCGCCACCGAGACCCCGGUUGCUACACAAACUAGCACUGACACUUCCACGACGACUCCGGUCUCGACCACGGCCACCCCCGCCACCACGACGGCUACUCCAUCGAGCAACCAGGGCAGCAACCCGUAUUGGAACGGCAACGGGGGCAACCAGGGCAGCAACCAGCACUGGAGCGGCCACUGGGGCGACAAUGACAGCGACGAUAGCCAGCAGGACCACAGCUGGCUAUCGUGGCUUCACUGGUGA